AUGGCUCGUUAUGCCACUGGCCAAGGUUACCUCUGGGCGUUCGCGGAUCAUGUUCCAACGAUUCAACGGGACCUGUCUAUGAAGGCCUUUCGUGCCACACAGGUCAUGAUGGUCGAAUGUCCUGCGUCAGCGCUGAGAUUUAUCGCCAUGAGGCACUCGACCUGCCGUGGAAAAGUAUUGUUAGACCUUCUUCGCGCCUCAGUUCCACAUUCGCUCAGAGCUGCCGGCGUUUCAGAGUUGAAGCCAAUGUCCAGAAGCAGUGGAAGCAGCUGGCAUGACACUCAGGUGUGCCUGUAUGCAGAACAGAAGGAUACCAUGCGGAUGGUCACAUUGGACGUUGGAAUGGGCAUCUGGACGCCAGGAGUGCUGAGCCUCGUGAGUGCAGCUCCGAUGCCCGACUUCAAUUAUCCAGUGAAACUUGUUGUUACAGCGUGCCCUUUCACGGAGAUAGCUGCAUUCAAGCCCGUUCGUUCGAAUGGGGCGGAGCACGCCCGAGCUUAUUAA
Dissoconium aciculare CBS 342.82 is the source of this 504-nucleotide messenger RNA. RefSeq lists its product as uncharacterized. Bases 1 to 504 code for a protein of 167 amino acids. The record is from RefSeq and is a predicted model, not a curated record. The transcript has a single exon. Lineage: Eukaryota; Fungi; Ascomycota; Dothideomycetes; Mycosphaerellales; Dissoconiaceae.